Striga hermonthica is the source of this 1980-nucleotide messenger RNA. NCBI's taxonomy places the organism in Eukaryota, Viridiplantae, Streptophyta, Magnoliopsida, Lamiales, Orobanchaceae. The record is from the annotation of a GenBank genome assembly.
AUGAGACGCCGGAGCUGUAACCUCGCCGCCCACCACCGCCCCUCAACCGCCUCACUUCUCCAACAAUUGAAGCCCCUCAUUUUCUCUUCCCUUUCCAAUUCCCUCUCCACAUUAAGCGCGGUUCAGCUCCCUGCCCGGGAUGACGCUGCCCGGUUCCAGGGCGUGAUCCAUGACAAAGACCUUCUCAGAAUGGGCCCCGAAGGAAAUACUCUCCUGGUUCUCGACCUCAUCGACCAAGGCUCAAUGGAACCGGACGCGAGGUUGUACGCCGAUCUCCUCAAGAGGUGCACCGAUCAGGGGAAGCUAAGGGUGGGCCAAAUGGUUUACACCCAUUUUAGUGCCUCGAGGUACCGCCAUUACGCCGCUAUUCGAAACACGGCCAUCAAUAUGUGCGCCAAGUGUGGGGACAUGAAGAUGGCACGCAAGGUGUUCGACGAAAUGAUCGAACGGGACAUGGUCUCCUAUACCAUGCUGAUCACUGGGUACUCCCACCAUAACGAGUUUAAGGAGGCUUUGUUUCUGUAUUUAAAUAUGUUGAGAAUCGGAUUACGGCCAAACGAGUUUACUUUUGGUAGCGCUCUUAAAUCUGCAGGUGGUCUGCAGAGUUAUGUGAUAGGUGGAGGCAUUCACGGGUCUUGCUUGAGGAGUGGGUUUGAAGAGAAUUUGUAUGUUGGGAGCGCAUUGGUGGACAUGUAUGCCAGAUGCAAGAGAAUGGAAGAUGCGAAGGUCGUGUUUAACGGGCUGCACUGUAAAAAUGAGGUUUCUUGGAAUGCAUUAAUUGCAGCGUACGCUCGGGAAGGAGAGGGACACCAUGCAGUGGCCUUAUUCUCAGAGAUGAAAAGGGGUGGGUAUGGGCCCACCCACUUCACGUACUCGAGCAUUUUCGCGGCGUGUGCAGGCAGCGGGGCUAUGGAGCAGGGGAGGUGGGCCCACGCGGAUAUGGUGAAAUCAGGGACAAAGCUUAUUGCCUUUGUUGGAAACACUCUCCUUGACAUGUACGGAAAGGCUGGAAGCAUUGAGGAUGCCAACCGGGUUUUCCGGCGGUUGGUGAAAAAGGACGUUGUCUCAUGGAACUCAAUGCUCACAGCUUAUGCGCAGCACGGUUUUGGGGAACAAGCUGUAUCUCUCUUUGAGGAGAUGCGUGGGGCCGGAUUUCAGCCCAACGGGAUCACUUUCCUAUGUGUGCUCACUGCCUGCAGCCACGCGGGGCUUGUGGACCAAGGGUUACACUACUUUAACCUGAUGCGGAAGUAUGAACAAGAGCCCGACAUCACACAUUGUGUGAGUGUCGUCGACUUAUUAGGCCGGGCCGGGCAGCUCGACCGUGCGCUGUGCUUCAUACAAGAAAUGCGAGUGAAGCCCACGGCAGCUGUUUGGAAAGCCCUGCUGGGUGCCUGCAGGAUGUACAGGAACACGAAUCUCGGCACCUACGCUGCCGAGCAGGUUUUCAAGCUCGACCCCCUCGACUCUGGGCCCCACGUGCUGCUCUCCAACAUCUAUGCCUCCACGGGGCAGCUGGGGGAUGCCGCACGAGUGAGAAAAGCGAUGGGUAGGUGUGGGGUGAAGAAGGAGCCCGCGUGCAGCUGGGUCGAGAUCGGGGGAGCUGUCCAUGUGUUUUUGGCGAACGACGACACGAAUCCCGAGAGGGAGGAGAUUCGGGUUAUGUGGGAGAAGAUGAGAGACGGGAUUAUGAAAAUCGGGUACGUGCCUGACACGAGGCAUGUGCUUUGGUAUGUGGAUGAGAGGGAGAGGGAGGAGAGGCUGCAAUGCCACAGUGAGAAGCUGGCGCUUGCGUUUGCGCUUCUGAAAAUGCCACCGGGACUGCCCAUCUCGAUAAAGAAGAACAUCAGGGUGUGUGGAGACUGCCACACGGCGUUCAAGUUUGUGUCCAAGUUGGUGGGGAGAGAAAUCGUGCUGAGGGACACAAACAGGUUCCACCACUUUAAUGGGGGGUCGUGUUCUUGCAGGGACUAUUGGUAG